Molecule: messenger RNA, 1350 nt
Organism: Fraxinus pennsylvanica
Lineage: Eukaryota; Viridiplantae; Streptophyta; Magnoliopsida; Lamiales; Oleaceae
Source: the annotation of a GenBank genome assembly
AUGGCUCAGCCCCAUUCGAAGCAACCUGGAAGUCAGAAUUUUAGUCUCGGGGAUUCUCAAUUUAGAUCUUUAUCACAACCUACAUUUUAUGGUACCAAUUGUUUGCCCCCUUUAAGCCCCUUGCCUCCUAGUGAGUCGUCAUUGGUUUCAUCAAACUCUAAUCUCAAGGGUGCAUCAAUGGAGGAAAUAGAUGUCAGUUCCCAAGGGCCGCCACUUGCGCCUUCUUUUCCAAGGGAAAGCCUAUUUCGUGGCAAUGAUUGUCUGCUCCCUCGCAAAGGGCAUCGCCGUUCGAACAGCGAUGUUCCAUUGGGAUUCUCGGCCAUGAUCCAGUCUUCACCUCAGUUGCUGCCAAUAAGUGGCCAGGGAGUAAUGGGGAGACCAAUUAUCAAGAGAGAGACUUUAGAAAAUGAUAAGCCUGUUAGGAUGAAGAGAUGUGAAACAGAUUCAGUUAGUGAUGGCAGGAGCAAUGCUGAGGGGACGGGUGAGAGGAAAUUGGAGGGAGAGGUUAUAGACGACUUGUUUAAUUCGUUGAUGAAUAUGGAUCGUGUGGACGGAAUUAACUCUUCUGGUAUGGAAAAUAAAGAUAAGGACAACAUUGUUAGUGGUAUGAUGAAUAAUGGUAGUGACAACAGCAAUAUUGAAUUAGAAAGAGUCUCGAGGCACGAGACAAAUUCUAGGGAAAGAUUCAAAAGGAGUGCUCAGGGAGAUAUUUCUCCCCCUGCCCGACAUUUCAGGAGUCUUUCAAUGGAUAGUGCUUUUGGAAAUUUCCACUUAGGUGAAGAGUCACCAAAGUUACCUACCUCUCUAGGUAAUUGGGGGAGUCAGCUUUCACCAAGCAAUUCAGUGAGUGAAAACCCCGCUAAGCUCAACUUGGACUUUGGAAGUGGUGAAUUUAGUGAAGUUGAACUGAAAAAGAUUAUGGCAGAUGAGAGGCUUGCAGAAAUUGCAUCAUCAGACCCAAAACGUGCAAAGAGGAUAUUGGCUAAUCGUCAGUCAGCUGCUCGUUCCAAGGAGCGGAAGCUGCGUUACAUCUCGGAAUUGGAACACAAGGUGCAAACUCUUCAAAUGGAAGCAACCACGCUGUCGGCCCAACUUACUGUUCUACAGAAAGACUAUGCUGAGCUAACAGUUGAGAACAAUGAAUUGAAAUUCCGCCUUCAAUCUCUUCAACAACAAGCCCAACUUAGAGAUGCACUGCACGAUACGUUAACUGCAGAAGUUCAGCGUCUAAAGCUUGCAGAUAUGGAGCUCAGGGAUGAGGGAAGAACGUCUAACUGCACAGGCCAGCAGGGACAGAUGAAGCACCACAUCUUUCAGAAGCAGCGCCAGCAGCCCAAUCAAAUUCAAUGA